AUGGGUGUUCCAAAGUUUUUCCGCUGGUUGAGUGAGCGGUAUCCAGCUAUAUCACAGCUGAUCGCGGAGAAUCGCAUACCGGAAUUCGACUGCCUCUACCUUGACAUGAACGGCAUCAUACACAACUGCACGCACAAAGACUCGGAUUCGCCUACUUUUCGCAUGACGGAAGACCAAAUGUUUAUCGCAAUUUUCAACUAUAUCGAACAUCUAUAUGGGAAAAUCAAGCCCAAGCAGCUGUUCUUCAUGGCUGUCGAUGGUGUCGCUCCUCGCGCCAAGAUGAACCAGCAGCGUUCUAGGCGAUUUCGCACUGCUCUGGAUGCUGAGAACGCGAAAGAAAAGGCCAUCGCUCAGGGAAUCGAAAUGCCCAAAGAAGACGCAUUUGAUAGCAAUUGUAUUACCCCGGGAACCGAAUUUAUGGCUCGCUUAACGCAACAAUUGAAAUACUUCAUUAGCAAAAAGAUUUCAGAGGACGUGGAUUGGCAAGGUGUCGAUAUUGUCCUCUCUGGUCAUGAAGUUCCUGGAGAAGGUGAGCACAAGAUUAUGGAAUACAUUCGCCAAGCAAAAGCUCAACCCAACUACGACCCCAACGUGCGCCAUUGUCUAUACGGAUUGGACGCGGAUCUGAUCAUGCUUGGUCUUCUCAGUCACGAUCCCCACUUUUGUCUAUUGCGAGAGGAAGUUACGUUUGGAAGACAGACCCAAAAAAAGUCGAAAGAACUCGAACACCAAAACUUCUAUUUGCUGCACCUUUGCAUUGUUAGGGAGUACCUAGAGUUGGAGUUUCAGGAAUUGAAAGACAAUCCUGAUCUAGGUAUCCCUUACGACAUGGAACGAAUAAUAGACGACUUUAUUCUGAUGGCUUUCUUUGUUGGAAAUGAUUUCUUACCCAAUUUGCCAUACAUGCACAUCAACGAGGGUGCUCUCGGAUUAAUGUUCAGGAAAUACAAAGAGGCGCUACCAAGAAUGGGCGGUUACAUCAACGAAGGCGGCAGCAUCAAUCUUCAACGUCUAGGCACCCUCCUCGAAGAACUUGGCGAAUCUGAAUUCAGAUUUUUCGAGGCCGAAUAUUCUGAUGAGAAAUGGAUUCGCUCGAAAUCCCAAGGUGUUGAGACCGUGGAGCUACAAAAGACCCCGAAAUCCUUCACCAUUACUCCAUCGCAAAAACAAAUUCUCAAGGACGUGAAGCAAUACGUUCUUAACCGUCCUUCAAGUGCGCAGCAUGCCAAGCCAUUUGAUCUUCCCCCGUCACUCCCUGCAAGAGAUCGCAAAUUUGUUGAGCAGCUUGCAGACGACCUUCGAUUGAUGUGGACGACAAUUACGGAUGACCAUGGUGACCGGUUUAUCAGACUGCAGCUUCCAGGAUCUACUUCCUCCGAUGAAAAUGGUGAGAAUGAAGAGGAGGAGGAGGAAGAGGAAGAUGAAGAAGCAUCCAUGGCACUUCGUCGAGUAAUUAAAAAGUACGACAAUGCUAAAGUUCAUGAGCUUACCGCCGAGGAAGCCCAAACUGCUGCUGAGCAGAAAUAUGAUGCCAAAUUCAAGGAGUGGAAGGACAAGUAUUACAAGGACAAGUUUGGAUUUGGUCUUGACAACGAAGCGGAAAUGAAGAAAUUGACUGAGAACUAUGUGCAAGGUUUGCAGUGGGUACUGUAUUACUAUUACAGGGGAGUUGUGUCUUGGCCGUGGUUCUUCCAGUACCAUUACGCGCCAAUGAUUUCUGAUGUCAAACUAGGUGUCGGGGCUGAUAUCGACUUCAAACUGGGACAACCCUUCAGGCCCUUUCAGCAGCUUAUGGGAGUUCUUCCAGAUCGCAGCAAGAAGAUUGUCCCCACCGCAUACUGGGAUUUGAUGACAUCUCCAGAAUCGCCCAUCAUUGACUUUUAUCCUCGUGACUUUGAGCUCGAUAUGAAUGGCAAGAAGAUGGAAUGGGAGGCGGUCGUGAAAAUCCCUUUCAUUGAGGAACACCGCUUGCUCACUGCGAUGGCUUCGAAGGAACACCUCCUAACCCCGGAUGAAAAGGCUCGAAAUGACUUUGGCGUCAGUCUUAAAUUCACCUACUCGCCUUCUAUUGAGUUUGUCUACCCAUCGUCACUCCCCGGGGUAUUUCCAGACAUCCCGCAUUGUCAUUGUAUUGAAAAUAUCUUUGACCUGCCGACGGUAGAAGGACUUGAGCCAUGGGCACGCCUUGUCGAUGGCGUCAAGCUUGGCGCAUCUGCGUUGGCAGGUUUCCCUAGUUUGAAGACUUUGCCGCACGCCGGACAACUCGCCUUCCAUGGGGUCAAUGUUUUCCAGCAGGAGAGUCGGAAAGAGAGUAUGGUCAUCACUCUUCUUGACCCUGAGUCCAGGUCAAAUAUUGAACUUGCCAAGCAAAAGCUUGGACAACGAGUUCAUGUUGGAUAUCCGUUUCUUCAAGAAGGUCUCGUGGUCCGGGUUUCCGAUGAACUUUUCGAUUAUGUGCUUCCUAAGGGCGAGCAGCAUGUGGUCUCCAUACCGCAUUCCCCUCCUCAGAUAGAACAGUGGGCCCGAAAAUCCGACAAAAUUGAGGGUUACUACAGCAAGCGGCUUGGUAUGAUUGUGGGCUCCGUGGAUGCGAUAGUCCACAUAGACCUGCUUAAGGGACUGAACAAAAGUGACGACGGCGCGACGAUCAAGGAAUUCGGAGAGAUCCCGGGACAAGAGACCGAUUACGCCUUACAGCUCAUUGUUGAUCAAGUUAUCAGCGAAGACGAGCGCUUCAUUGAAAGGGAAGCGUUACCAAUCGAAGAGGAGUUCCCCGAGGGCUCCAGGGGGUUCUUCCUCGGCGAAUUCAACUACGGAAGAGCCGUUCAGGUUAUUGGCCAUGAAAAUGGCAAAGUCAAUGGAGUAUUAGCCGCUGUGAAAGGAAAGGAACCUGAGUUUGGAAAACGACAUGCUCGGGAAGCAGAGAAGCUUUCGCCUUACACGCCAUCGUUUGCCAUUGCAAGAAACCUGCGUCUGAAUCCUCUAGUGUUGGCAAAAAUCACAUCGUCUUUUUCUGUGACGAUAGAUGGCCAGCGUGUCAAUCUUGGCCUUAACCUGAAGUUUGAGGCGAAAAAACUAAAAGUACUGGGAUACUCGCGCCGCGGAGAUAGUGGAUGGGAAUUCAGUCUCAAGGCUGUUGAGCUUAUCCAACAGUAUAUGAUCAAUUUCCCUGAUUUCAUCGCCGGCAUUCAACGGAAUCCGCAGGGUGACAAGUACGAACCGACGGACUUUUAUCCCGAAGAUAUUGCAAUGGCGAAGAUUAAAGAGAUCAAGAACUGGCUUAAAUCAAUUGAGGCCAAACACUUUGAAAAAGUGCCUCUUGAUGCAGAGCAAUUGGACUCUGAUGUUGUGAAGCUCAUUGAACUUGAUGCCGAUCGCUUGGUACAGACCCAAUCACAACCAGAAAUCAAGAAACUGAAGAGUGUCCCUCGACAAGGUCUCUUGAAACCAGCUGAUGUGGAACAUCGACUUGGAAACCAAAGGUUCUCUCUUGGGGACCGCGUUGUUUAUGCGCAAGAUUCGGGCAAAGUACCAAUUGCUACGAGAGGAACUGUGGUUGGCCUGACACGCACACCGCGAACAGUUCUUCUAGAUGUUGUUUUUGAUGUAUCGUUCAUGAGCGGAACCUCGCUUGGUGAUCGCUGUUCGCCUUUCAGAGGCCAAACCGUUCCAGUUCACUCCGUCCUCAACCUCACAGAUCGACAGCUAAUUGCUGGAACACGUGCUGCAACGAACCAACAAGCUCAGAUAGGGUCGCAAAAUGUAGGAUACGGUGCACCGCUGGGACCUGGUGGACAGGGACAGCUGAAAGAAGCCCAUGCUCCCGCUCCGCUACGAGGUUCUUACCGCGGUGCUAUCGCCGGGCAACAAAAUGGCUAUGCCUCCCGUGGUGGUCGAGGUGGUGCGAAUGGCGCAUCGACAAACCUACCGUUUCGCCCUCACCCCACUACAGAUGGGUAUGCAAAUGGCAACAAUUUCCGUGGAGGACGAGGUCGUGGGCGUGGCACUCGUGGCCAGACGCACGCUACUAGGGGCGGAUACACCGCUCUAGAGAAUGGGAACCCCGAGGAGGGAGUUAUUAACCAUAACCCAAACUUUAGGCCUCAAAGCUUCAACCGGGUUCCGCCGCCAGCCAGUCUGAACAAUGGAGGUGGACGAGGCCACCCUAAUGGAGAUCGCGGACGGGGCUCGCGAGGAAAUCCGUCGCGCGGCCGUGGUGGUGCAGACAGAGGAAAGAAAAGAGUCGCUCCUCUUGAUCUGUGGCAGUGGUACAAACGAUGCACGCAGGCUAAGGAAUGGGGUCGCGACAGAAAUCGAGGCAGAUACAACAAACCUGCUGGGUUUGAUCAUCGAUCAAAGUCACCACCUACAGCGCGCCCCGGCCCCUCACCCAGCGACGACUUUGCCGGCAAUAACGCUACAUCUUUUACUACGCCAUCCAUUCCUCGAGGGCCAUCAUCACCGGGUCGCUCGCGUAUCGACCGAGACAUGAAGCUGUCUCACGAAGCAAGCGAAAACCCAUCUCGCGACUCGCCACAACGUGAUCUCGAUUUUUCAGGCUCGUAUCAAAAAAGGAAGCGGAGUCGUAGCCGUUCUCCUCAAGACUCUCACCGGGAUCGCCACCGUGACAACCGGAAUAAUAACCGAUACGGUUCACGUGGGCGACCUAACAACCGUGGGAAAAAUCAAAGAAAAGAACGGUUCCAGGAUAACUCGUCAAAAAAUUAUCCAAACCGGCGAAGAAAACCGAACAAGUUCGGAUCUCGUCAAGAAGAGAUUGAACCCAAUUCUCGCCCCUUCGACUCGCAUUCGUCUUAUCCAGCAGGUCGACGAGACUCUCGACCGGACACAAACUUCCCACGAUCGACCAGUCGUGACUCUGUGCACGAGGACCGUUUCGAACGCGGUCAGUCACGACAUUCCGCCCGCUCAGCGUUUUCCAGGUACUCAAGAUCUGCCUCACCAAACCAAGAUCGCCAAAUGAGCCCUGGUCGAUCAUUCCAUCCUGUUGGGGAGGACCCAAAGAGGUCUCCAUCUCGAUCAAUUCCAGCUUUUGAUUCUGGCAAUCUCGAUGAUGCUCCAGACGAAGGUCGCAUGCAAGGAUCUUUCUCCAGACAUUCCUCCAGGGCACCAGACGCACACGCCAACCAACGAGGAAGACAUGUGAAUUAUAAUAGUCCAUAUCGUGAUUCGCCUCAAUCCGGAUCACCUCACUCUAGUAGCCGGGGAGGAUGGACCGGGCAGCACGGGAACCACUCUCCUCAGUAUAGACCUCAAGGAGCACCACACGGACCCUCAUAUCAAAGUUCCAAUCACAACCCGUCCAGUCACCCUAGUUCACCUCAGCGUGGGAGUCAUCGAGGCGACUAUCAAGACCGUCGAUUUACCAACCAUGGCUCGCAGUCUUACGGUGGAUCAGCUUCACAUCGUGCUAGAGGGCACUUUAGUAAUCUCCAAUGGGUUGCAUCGGGAUCGCGGACCCGUGGGGGUCAUCACGAUUCUCCUGAGUCUCAUGAUUUCUCCGGUCCAAGCACACCACCGGCUCAGCAUCAACUAGAUGAUAAACCACUAGCUGAUUCCGAAGACUAUCGCACUGCUUCCCACCUACCCGAGGAUACGUACAAUGAAGGACCGAAACACGACUCCGAAACCGAAAACAACCAGAAAAUGCCUCCGCCUGGUAGGCCGUCCAGUACCUCAACAACUCCAGCCAAGGAAGGAGGCAAAUUCAGUUUUGCCUUUAAAUCAAAGGCAGCUCCUACACCUGCAACCAAGCCUGUUCCUGAUUUAGCACAACGAAUGCAAGUUCGAGAGCCUCCACGAGCUCCCGGACCGCCCCCUCGGGCACCAGACCCUCCACCGCGGCAUAGGCUUCCAGGCCCCCCUCCUCCCAAGUUCAACAAACACGACUCUCGGCCUGAUCGACGAGACCGAGGUCGUGAUUUCUACCGUGGGCGAGGGAGGGAAGACGGGAGAGAUUUUCGUGAUAGAAACCCCCGAGACUCUCGAAGAGAUGAUCGACGCUUCAAUUCGCAUGAUGAUAGACGACGUGAUGAUCAUCGACCAGAUGGUAGACAGGACCGACGCCGCGAAAGGUCGCCUGAGCCGAAAAGGCAGAAAAAGAUGGUCAAGCGCUUAAAGCCUCGUCCAACGUUACCGGAAGAAUAUCGGGAGUCUGAAUCUGUUUAUUAUCGCAAACCUGGAAACGAAUCCGUUAUCGGUGCCGGUACAUAUGGAAAAGUUUUUAAAGCAAUACAUAUAUAUACCCAAGGAAAGGUUGCUUUGAAGCGAAUAAGGAUGGAAGGGGAGAAGGAUGGUUUCCCUGUUACUGCCAUUCGAGAAAUUAAAUUGCUGCAACAUCUACGACACGACAACAUCAGCCGGCAACUUGAUUACACCAAUCGUGUGAUCACAAUUUGGUACCGACCUCCGGAAUUGCUUCUUGGCGACACUCGGUAUGGGCCUGCAGUCGAUAUUUGGAGUGCAGCUUGUGUCUUUGUUGAGAUGUUUUCCAAGAAAGCCGUCUUUCCGGGAGACGGACGAGAAAUCAGUCAGCUUGAAAAGCUAUAUAGCAGUUUGGGAACACCAACCCGAGGCGAUUGGCCUAGCAUUGUGGACAUGCCAUGGGUUGAACUGUUGGCCCCGACGGAGAGAAAAAAGAGAGUUUUUGACGACAUCUACAAGGAGCUUCUUAGUCCUGCAGCGUUGGACCUAGUGUCUAAGAUCUUUCAGUAUGAUCCUGCAAAACGGCCCACGGCAGAAGAAGUACUCGCACACGACUACUUUGUCGCUGAAGAGCCGGGCCCACAACAGGCUACAGAACUAGAGAAUAUCCAAGGCGACUGGCACGAAUUCGAGUCCAAGGCGCUCCGGAAGGAAAAGGACCGAGAGGCCCGGAGAGAAAAGGAUAAAGAUAAGGAGAAACGGAAAGCGGUCUCUCAAGACGAAGAGCGCGAGGCGAAGAGGCUCCGGCAAGAAACAGAUGACACACACCAGUGA
Talaromyces rugulosus is the source of this 6999-nucleotide messenger RNA. RefSeq lists its product as uncharacterized. Gene Ontology annotation, biological process: nuclear-transcribed mRNA catabolic process; rRNA catabolic process; protein phosphorylation. The record is from RefSeq and is a predicted model, not a curated record. Gene Ontology annotation, cellular component: nucleus. The transcript is spliced from 7 exons. Gene Ontology annotation, molecular function: protein kinase activity; 5'-3' RNA exonuclease activity; RNA binding. NCBI's taxonomy places the organism in Eukaryota, Fungi, Ascomycota, Eurotiomycetes, Eurotiales, Trichocomaceae. Bases 1 to 6999 code for a protein of 2332 amino acids.